Molecule: messenger RNA, 2608 nt
Organism: Lytechinus variegatus (green sea urchin)
Lineage: Eukaryota; Metazoa; Echinodermata; Echinoidea; Temnopleuroida; Toxopneustidae
Product: guanylate cyclase soluble subunit beta-2-like
Exons: 15
Coding region: 422-2554 (710 amino acids)
Biological process (GO): response to oxygen levels; cGMP biosynthetic process
Cellular component (GO): guanylate cyclase complex, soluble
Molecular function (GO): guanylate cyclase activity; heme binding
Source: RefSeq, a predicted model, not a curated record
UCAUAAUUUUAUUUGACAGAUAUUAUGCUCUGCUCACCUUUUGUUUUGUGCACUUUGCGUGCAGUGUAAUUCACUGGUAUAAUGUGAAAUCAGGCUUGUUUUAUCAAAUACAUCGGAUGGACAGUCCAACUCUCAUAAUGCUUUAUCGAACCUCAUAUGCCAUUCAGCAUCAUUGCGCAUAAAUGGCACAGUCACAUCAACGAUACCGAAACCAAUCCCACCGUUGAGUUGCCAAUUGAGAUAACGUAAUGACUUGGAUCGGAGUGGAGUGGUUUCGUUGCGGGUUGUGACCGAGGCCUCGUGUCAAGUAUCGUCAACCCGCAGCUACAAUAAAAGCGUUGCCAAUGUUACCGGUCAACCAAACCAGAAUGAUGUCGCACGGAGAACAGACGAAGGGAAUCUCACAUGCAGCGAUAGCAAAAUGUAUGGCAUCAUAAACAUAUGUGCAAAGGCUCUUAUUACGGAAAAAUACGGGGAAGCAACGUGGGAGAAAAUAAGGGAGUCAGCAGGCGUGGAUGACAAGUUUGUGAACUAUAACGUAUACGAUGACGACGUCACCUACAAGAUCGUACAUGCUGCAUCUCAGUUAUUGGUUUGCUCCAUGGACGAGGUCUGGGAAUUAUUCGGUGUAUACUGGGUAAUCUGGUGUAUGAGAAAUGGCUAUGACAUCCUCUUCCGGACUCUUGGUGGAACGUUGAGUGAAUUCUUGAAGAGCCUGGACUUCUUGCACAGUGUUUACAUGAAAACCAUGUACCCCAAAAUGAUUGUGCCUUCGUUUAGAGUUGAAGAAAAGGACGAAAGUAACUUCAUUCUACAUUAUUAUUCCAGCAGAAGAAAACUAGGUGGGAUCGUUCUUGGGAUAGUGAAAGGCGUCUCUCGGAUCAUUUUCAAUUCAUCAAUCUCGAUGCAUAUAAUUGAUCAUAAUGAAGUAACCAUUCUUGAUAAGGUCAAAGAUUAUUACCGAUUCUAUAUCCGGGUCACGGACUAUCGAUUACCAGCUAUCGGAGCACACGGAAGAAUCACCGAUGAGGAAUGGAGAUCUGUCAUAAGUGGGAGGAGUAGCAAUAUCAUUCGUCAUACAUCUAUUGGAUCUUAUCGCCAAGGACUAACAAGCAUACGAGACCAUUCUAAACUCAGCUGCUAUGAUUUAGCAAUGCCUUGUCAGAGGAUUGACCAACAUACAUUCCAUCCAAACCUGCCUGAAAGGAUGUUACUUGAUGGGCCGACAUUCUGCAAGGCUUUCCCAUACCACGUGGUCUUCAACAGUGAUCUUAUCAUCAUGCACGCAGGAAUCAAGCUGCAAGAAUUUUGCCCACGUGCCUCGGUAGACAAUACAAACCUUUGUGACGUCAUACAGCUCAACCAUCCUGAGAUUGACCUUACGGCACAGAAUAUUCGCUUGUUCAUUGACAUGAUCUUCAUGGUGUCUUUGAAACAAUUAAAUAGGAAAAAUCAUUGCUUGUCUAUGAGAGGGCAGAUGGUUGAAAUGAAAAAGAGUGGUCUUUUCGUCUUUCUGUCAUCCCCCGUUGUGACGUCACUGACUGACCUACAUGCAAAAAACAUGCAUUUUUCUGAUAUUGCACCUCAUGACGUCACACGAGAUCUGAUCCUCUUCAACCAGCAACGUAUAGUAGAGGUGGAACUCGCGAAAGAAUUAGAACAGAAGAAAGAGGAGCUCCGGACGUUAAUGAGAGAUUUAGCAGCGGAGAAGAAAAAGACAGAUAGUCUGUUAUUCUCUAUGCUGCCGAAAGAGGUUGCUAACGAUCUAAGAGAAGGACGACAUGUUCAAGCCGGUGAAUACCCUGAGGUAACAAUCAUGUUUAGUGACGUCGUCGGGUUCACCGAUAUGUGCUCCCAGUGUCAACCCAUUCAGGUCGUACACUUCUUGAAUGAAAUGUACAGCAUGUUCGACAAAUUAACAACUGUCAACGAAGUCUAUAAGGUUGAAACAAUCGGUGACGCAUACAUGGUUGCAGGAGGCUUACCCGUGCCCAGUUCAACACACGCUGCACGCGUUGUAUCGUUCGGUCUUGACACCCUUGAGGUGAUCCCCAAGCUGCAAUCACCGGUAUCGGAUCACGAGGUCCAGAUCCGUAUUGGUGCACAUACGGGACCAGUUGUGGCCGGGGUGGUAGGACAAAAAAUGCCGAGGUACUGUUUAUUUGGUGACACAGUGAACACAGCAUCUCGUAUGGAAAGUCAUGGUUCCCCGGGGAAGAUUCACGCAAGCCAUGAAGUUGUGAAAUCCAUUUCUGAUGACGAUCGAUUCCAUGCAGAAAUCAGGGGAGAUGUCGUCAUCAAAGGGAAGGGAAAAAUGGAUACAUACUUCAUUGUGCGCUCAUCCUCAAAAACUACUACCUCAUCGACGUCAUCUGUAAGCAAUCAACUUUCCAUUAUGACGUCAUCUUCAUCAAGAGAAGGAAACAAUAACAAGACUGUGGAGGUUCAACCGAUUUACCAACCUGCUUCGGAUCGAUUAGAGCUUUCAGUUUUGUCAAAUUCAGCUCAUAUUUCGAACAUCAAAGUGUCUUCAAACAUCUGUUUGAUUCUGUAAAAUGGUUUUAGUGUUUGUAUAUAUUUUCUAUUAUUUAUUCAUGUUUAUAUAUAU